This is a messenger RNA of Symbiodinium necroappetens, 933 nucleotides long. The record is from the annotation of a GenBank genome assembly. Lineage: Eukaryota; Dinophyceae; Suessiales; Symbiodiniaceae.
GAUGGCUCUGGGGGUGGGGGUGCUGUGCUUUACUGGAUGUCCAGGGAUCAGCGGGCUCACGACAACUGGGCACUCCUGAAGGCUCAGGAGCUUCCAUCGGGUGCCGUGAUGUUCUUCGACAAUUCUUGCUUUGUGCUGCUGAAGGCCUGUGGCUAUCUGUGGCUUCCGUGUGUUUUUCUGGUCGCAUGGAGAGGCCAGAGCGUGACGGAAGUCCCCAAGUUCGUGCGCAAGCUCCAGCAGAUGGGUAAGAAAGGCGCCGUGCAUGCUGUCGUCUGUGACACUUCGCCACUUCGAGUCCCACGUUCUUGGACGGCAGGGGUCGCGAAAGCACUGCAGAACAUGAAGGUGCCGUUGCUGCAGGUGGAUGCCCAUAAUGUGGUGCCAAUUUGGGAGGCUUCUGAAAAGCAGGAGACCGGUGCACGCACACUGCGGCCAAAGAUCACCAAACGGCUGAUGGAAUUUCUCGUGGAUUUCCCCCCCUUGCGCAGGCAUCCUGUCGCACCGCUGCUGGGCAAGAAGGGAGGUCAUUCGACGACCCGUGAGGUCACACUACCGUCGGUGGACGAUCCAUGGCGUCGCACCACCGACUGGCGUUACCCGUACACGCAGUCUCUGGAGGUAGUCCCAGCGGGCGAGGAGCGGAGGAGGCCCUCCGAGCCAGAGAGGUCCACCUCGUUGAAGGCCGUUCAGUUGAAGAGUCAAAUCAAGGCCAAAUUUCAUGAGCUUGAUGUCAACAAGGAUGGCUGCUUGUCGUUCGAGGAGCUGACUGUGUUCCUGGGAUGUUUGUCUACCAAGCUUACGGAGAAAGAGGUGCGCGAGAUCUUCAGGACCAUGGAUCGAAACAGAGACGAGAAGGUUCAGUUCGAUGAGUUCGUUGAUUUCAUCUUCAGCAGUGAGAUGGACAAGAACCCGCGCUUGCUUGCAGAUGUGGAG